Molecule: messenger RNA, 459 nt
Organism: Trichophyton rubrum CBS 118892
Lineage: Eukaryota; Fungi; Ascomycota; Eurotiomycetes; Onygenales; Arthrodermataceae
Exons: 3
Coding region: 1-459 (152 amino acids)
Source: RefSeq, a predicted model, not a curated record
AUGAUCGACUCACCUGAAUACCAGUUUGUACUUUUGACCUUAGUCUUAGUGGCAGUGGUUCUCUUCAUCUUUGUGUCUUGUGUAUGGAUAUGUUAUGGAGUAAAAUCCGUUAUGACUCCUAGAGGCAAAACCAGAGACAGGGGAGAGCGUGGCUCCAUGAUACCGCUCAGUAAUUUUACCUUAUCAGGAUCAACACCUGUCCAAAGACCAUUCAAUAUUGGGGGUGAACGUCCCAAAGUUACACCAACAGAAACUAGGGGUGCAAGUAGCGAGCCUCGCAGAUCUUCGGUGAACGGCACCUUAUCGCUGCAUCAUCCAUUACCAGCUCCGCCGCCCUGUUCUGUUCGAAUUCCGGGUGUUGUUCGACCGUCAACUCCUGCAAUUCCGGUCAGAGUGCCGGAAAGAGGUGGAAGGGUAUCGCCUGUCGAUUUCACUACCACGAACCAGAUAACUCGGUAG